AUCUGUGGGGGAACGGACCGUUGCGAAUGCAACUUCCGGCCCGACCAGGUCCAGGGAGCUCCUGCUUUCGCGGUGGGAGUCCCGCGGUUGCCGGACCCCGAGUGGCCAUGUGGCGGCUGCUGGCUCGUGCUGGGGCGCCGCUCCUGCGAGCGCGGGUGUCAGAUUCUUGGGCCGUCCCGCCCGCCAGCGCUGGCCUCAAGACGCUGCUCCCGGUGCCGACUUUUGAGGAUGUUUCCAUUCCUGAAAAGCCCAAGCUUCGAUUUGUUGAAAGGGUACCACUCGUGCCAAAAGUGAGAAGAGAACCUAAGAACUUGAGGGACAUCCGGGGACCUUCUACUGAAGCUACUGAGUUCACAGAAGGCAGUUUUGCAAUCUUGGCACUGGGUGGUGGUUACCUCCACUGGGGCCAUUUUGAAAUGAUGCGCCUGACGAUCAACCGCUCUAUGGACCCCAAGAACAUGUUUGCUUUAUGGAGAGUACCAGCCCCUUUCAAGCCUAUCACCCGCAAGGGUAUGGGACAGCGCAUGGGGGGAGGCAAAGGUGCCAUUGAUCACUACGUGACUCCCGUGAAGGCUGGCCGUCUCAUAGUAGAGGUGGGUGGGCGUUGUGAAUUCAAAGAGGUACAAGGUUUUCUGGACCAGGUUGCCCACAAGUUGCCCUUCCCAGCAAAGGCCGUGAGCCGUGAGACUCUAGAGAAGAUGCGGAAAGAUCAAGAGGAACGGGAACAGAACAACCAAAACCCCUGGACCUUUGAGCGCAUAGCCACUGCCAACAUGCUUGGGAUACGGAAAGUCCUAAGCCCGUAUGACUUAACCCAGAAGGGGCGGUACUGGGGCAAGUUCUAUAUGCCUGAACGUGUGUAGUGAGAAUGGGAGACAUAAAUGUACAAAGGCUACCAAAAGAAAAUCUACAUUUUUAUUCCCCUCAGCCUACCUUUAACAGACUGUGGGUGGCACUGAUAAUCUAACCCAGGAGCAGUAUGAGUAAAUGAUUUGUGAAAAAUUGUAGAAUAUCCAUUGAUUUUUUUAAGUGCAUUAUAUAACUUCUCAUUGGUCACUCCUAAUCCUUAAAUGAUUACCAAGCCAGCUUCACUGAUUGUUAGUGGGUCCAGUUCUCCCCAGCUGGAAGAUGCAUAUCUUCAGGGCUGAAACAAAUGCCUCCAUCUCCCAUCUCUGGUAUAAGUUGGAUUUAACGUCUGCCUGGGUUUCCUUGCUGUCCAAGUCUGCUUCACAUCGCUUCAUUUUUACCAAAGAGCUACAUUGGUACCUGUUUUCCUCAAACUGAAAGAAAUCUGAAGAAGAUUUUUGCUUUACAAAAUGGUAAUUUUUCACUGUAUAUUGUUUCAGUUUUAGGAACACUACUUUUGGACACUGGGAGAAUUCUGUACUACCUUUUAUAGCACAGGAGCUAGUUGGUCUUUACUAGUUACAGAUGUUUUUGGAAAGCAAAAACACACCAGUACAUAUAUUAAUUGAACAGAUAUUUAUUUAUGCCCAACUACCCAUCUCUCAAUUUUGGAAGACAAAGGGGAAUGUUGGACAAUAUGCUAAGGAACAUACCCUUGCCUUUUAACACAAGUAAGUGAUAAAAGUUGCAGUUGGCCUUUCCUAGGUCUGAAACUCUCCGAGGAGGCCGAGUAUUUGGCUCUACCUUUGUGGCCCCACAGGUUCUAGGACAGUGCGGUGUGCCGCACGGCACUCAAUUAGUUACUGUUGGAUGAAUAAAGGCCCCAUGUGUCUCAAAUCCC
Messenger RNA from Lutra lutra (Eurasian river otter), 1747 nucleotides. RefSeq names its product mitochondrial ribosomal protein L16 (gene MRPL16). Gene Ontology annotation, cellular component: mitochondrial large ribosomal subunit; ribosome. The transcript is spliced from 4 exons. Gene Ontology annotation, biological process: mitochondrial translation. Gene Ontology annotation, molecular function: structural constituent of ribosome; rRNA binding. NCBI's taxonomy places the organism in Eukaryota, Metazoa, Chordata, Mammalia, Carnivora, Mustelidae. The record is from RefSeq and is a predicted model, not a curated record. Bases 27 to 863 code for a protein of 278 amino acids.